AUGGGUGAAGCCAGUUUGGUGUUUGGUGAGACUGAGGAUCUCAAGCCUAAGAUCACUCACGACGUGUUCAUCAACCAUAGAGGCGUCGAUACCAAGCGGAACAUUGCGGGAUUGCUGUACGAUCGAUUCGUUCAGCUCGAUAUCAAGGCUUUUUUGGACGAAAGGUCGAUGGGACCCGGCGAUAAGUUGCAUGAUAGCAUCGAGUCGGCCAUUGAUAAAUGUAGGGUCGGGAUAGUUAUUCUCUCCCCGCGGUACUGCGAGUCAUUCUUCUGCUUGCACGAGUUGGCUCUGAUGAUCGAGUCGGGGAAGAAGAUCAUCCCCAUCUUUUACAACAUUAAGCCAUCCGAGCUCGACAUAGUGGAAAUUGAGGGGAAUGUUCCUCCAGAAAAGCUGGAGGGAUUUAGUAGGGCUCUUCGACAGGUGCGGUGCACCGUCGGCAUCACAUUUGACUCCCAAAAUGGGAAUUGGUCAGAGCUUAUUUCCAGAACCGUGGAUGCUGUGCAGAACAGUCUCAACAAUGAAACAUACUGA
Molecule: messenger RNA, 531 nt
Organism: Phalaenopsis equestris
Lineage: Eukaryota; Viridiplantae; Streptophyta; Magnoliopsida; Asparagales; Orchidaceae
Product: TMV resistance protein N-like
Exons: 4
Coding region: 1-531 (176 amino acids)
Biological process (GO): signal transduction
Source: RefSeq, a predicted model, not a curated record